This is a messenger RNA of Dioscorea cayenensis subsp. rotundata (Guinea yam), 1836 nucleotides long. Its product is annotated as AP-3 complex subunit mu. Gene Ontology annotation, cellular component: clathrin adaptor complex; cytoplasmic vesicle. NCBI's taxonomy places the organism in Eukaryota, Viridiplantae, Streptophyta, Magnoliopsida, Dioscoreales, Dioscoreaceae. The record is from RefSeq and is a predicted model, not a curated record. The transcript is spliced from 10 exons. The coding region runs from base 365 to 1606 and encodes 413 amino acids. Gene Ontology annotation, biological process: endocytosis; intracellular protein transport.
UUUUUUCACCCGUCUGUGAGUUCCUAUCUAUUUCCCUCCCGGCGGCAGCGCUUGUGCCCGUUUUCAGUGCCCUAAUUCGCCGUUGGUGUUGAAUCCUUUAAAUCUCCUAACUCGCCUCCGCGCUGGCCGCCGAUCCUCGCUGCGCCAUCACCGGCAACCCUCCAGUCGUCCUCUGGCCUCUCUCUUAAUCUUGGAUUCUCACUUGGUGGAGAUCUGAUCAAAUGGGAGAAGGCACAAAUUAGUUACUAUGUUGGUGUUGAUAUAGCAGAAGGCUCGUAUAAAAAAUAAAAUAUAGAGGACUUGUUACCCUGUGAUCUGGGUUUCUCUGGUUGGUGCCCUUGUGUGAGGCUUUGGACACAAAAUCAUGCUGCAGUGCAUUUUCCUCCUCUCUGACUCUGGCAGGGAGGUGAUGCUGGAGAAGCAGAUGUCUGGGCACCGCGUGGACCGCUCCAUCUGCACAUGGUUCUGGGAUCAUGCCCUCUCACACUCUGAGGUCCUGCCUGUGACCGCAUCUCCUACGCACUAUCUCUUCCAUGUUGUCCGUGAGGGCAUAACUUUCUUGGCGUGCACCCAGGUUGAGAUGGCACCUCUUUUGGCAAUUGAGUUCCUCUGCAGAGUGGUGGAUGUUUUGACUGAUUAUCUUGGGGCUCUGAAUGAGGAUUUGAUCAAGGAUAAUUUUGUUAUAGUCUAUGAGCUAUUGGAUGAAAUGAUGGACAAUGGUUUUCCUCUGACGACAGAACCUAAUAUUUUGAGAGAGAUGAUAACCCCUCCAAACAUUGUUAGCAAAAUGCUUAGUGUUGUUAUGGGUAAAAGUUCCAACAUGAGCACUGUUCUUCCAGAUGCAACAACUUCUUCUGUUCCCUGGAGAAAGACUGACCUCAAGAGUGCAGCAAAUGAAGUCUAUGUUGACAUUAUUGAGGAAAUGGAUGCUGUUAUUACCAGAGAAGGGGUUCUCAGCAAAUGUGAAAUAUAUGGUGAAAUUCAAGUGAAUUCUCAUCUUCCAGGACUACCAGAUUUGACUAUAUCACUUGCUAAUCCUGCUAUCCUGAAUGAUGUGAGGUUCCAUCCUUGUGUUCGCUUUCGGCCUUGGGAAUCACAUCAGAUAUUGUCAUUUGUACCCCCAGAUGGGCAGUUUAAGCUCAUGUGCUACAGGGUGAAGAAUCUGAAGAGCACACCAAUUUAUGUGAAGCCACAACUGACUUCAAAUUCUGGUUCUUGUCGUCUUAAUGUACUGGUUGGAAUCCGCAAUGAUCCAGGAAAAUCAAUUGACAAUUUAUCAGUUGAGUUCCAGUUGCCCCCUUGUGUUUCAUCAGCAGAAUUAACCACAAAUCACGGAACAGUUAAUGUUCUUGCUGACAAGAAAUGGUCAUGGAUGAUUGGGCGGAUCCCCAAAGACAAAUCCCCAUCUUUGUCCGGUGAUCUAAUUCUGGAGGCCGGCCUCGAACGUUUGCAUGUAUUCCCUGUUUUUAAGGUGGGAUUCAAGAUCAUGGGAGUUGCUCUAUCAGGCAUGAAAAUUGACAAAUUGGAACUCAAGAAUGUGCCAAGCCCUCCAUACAAAGGUUUCCGGGCACUUACUCGAGCCGGAGAAUACCAAAUAAGAUCCUAAUGAGGCAUGCCCCUCUGAUUAUAUUGUAGUAUGGUUCUGGGAAAGAAAAACUGAUGUAAUUGAGAAGAUACUGAAAUUUUGUUUCUGUUUGUUGGGCCUCUUGGGAUGUUUUAAAUGCAUGUGGAGUGUUUGGUUACAUGUAAAUUAUUUCUGGUUAUGAGUCUUAUGACAUAUGGCAAAAAGGACCACCUUGCCAUAAAUCAUACUAGAUUAAUGACCCGAGCUAACAU